Messenger RNA from Cuscuta europaea, 2875 nucleotides. NCBI's taxonomy places the organism in Eukaryota, Viridiplantae, Streptophyta, Magnoliopsida, Solanales, Convolvulaceae. The record is from the annotation of a GenBank genome assembly.
GGAGUAAGAGGUUGAGAUAGAGCAUGCAAAAUGAAGAUAUUGUUGGAAAUAAAGAGUAACGGUUGAGAAAGAGUAAAAAAUGAGGCCACUUGCAUGGAUGGGUUCUCUUUGUAUCCUGCUCGUCGGUGGGGCGGCUGCGGCAGCGGAAAUUGCACCUGGCUCAGUCCUCUUAGCAUCCGACCCGAAUUCUAGCUGGCCAUCUCCCAACAACACCUUUUCUCUCUCAUUCAUCCCCGACCCCGAGGAUCCCAACAACUCCAGCUCCUUCUUCGCCGCAAUCAGCUACGAUGGUAGAACCCCCAUCUGGAAGGCUGGCGCCGCCGCCGUUGACUCCUCUGCUGCUUUCCGGUUUCUCUCCAACGGAGAUCUUCAGCUCACCGGUGGACCUUCUUCUACUCCCACUGUUUUCUGGAGCUCGAACACCGCCGGCCGCGGUGUAUCCUCCGCCCACCUUGACGACUCCGGUAAUCUCGUUCUUAAGAACGCCACCGUUUCGGAUAUCUGGUCUACUUUUGAUCAUCCCACCGAUACCAUCGUUCCCUCCCAAAAUUUCACCCUAAACAAAAUUUUGAAAUCGGGGAACUUCUCCUUCAGGCUGAGGCAAAACGGUAACUUAACGCUUUUGUGGAACGGUUCAAUUGCUUAUUAUAAUUCCGGGUUGAACUCUUCUUCCAACGCGAACUUGAGUUCCCCUAGUUUGGGAAUGGCCCCAGUCGGCAUCCUAUCCCUUUUCGACCCGAGCCUUCCCAUUCCCUUGAAUGCGGUCUAUAGCAGCGACUAUGCCGAGGAGGGAGAUAUCCUCAGGUUCGUGAAGCUCGACAGCGAUGGAAAUCUCAGGAUUUAUAGCUCCGCAAAGGGGACUGGAGUUGCCAAUGUCCGAUGGUCUGCUUUGAGUGACCAAUGUAAGGUUUUUGGAUAUUGUGGGAAUUUGGGGAUCUGCAGUUACAGCAAUUCCGUUCCCAUUUGUGGCUGCCCUUCAUCAAAUUUCGAGCCUGUCGAUCCUAAAGACGGCAGAAAAGGGUGCAGGAGGAAAGUCGAACUGGCGAACUGCCCUUCGAACGGCAGUAUGUUGCAAUUGGAUCAUGCUAUGUUCUUGACCUAUGAUCCCGAACUGGCCGAUCAGAGUUUCACUGAAGGUAUUUCGCCUUGCAAGCUUAACUGCCUCGUCACUUCCGCUUGCAUUGCUUCUACAUCAUUGGCAGACGGGACGGGGUUCUGUUACCAGAAACUGCCUACUUUUGUCAGUGGGUAUCAGUCUCCGACCCUGCCGAGCACUUCGUUCGUAAAGGUCUGUGGAACCCUAUUGCCCAACCCAUCCGGCAUAUCAUCGCCUGGAAGCCUCGAGAAGAUGAGCCAACGGAAGGUGGAGUGGUGGGUGGUCGUAGUUGUUGCCUUAAGUACACUUUUGGGCUUGGUUUUGAUAGAGAGCGGUUUAUGGCUGUGCUGCUUUAAAAACAGGCGCAAAUCGGCCCCAUAUGUCGUCCUCCAUGAGUACGCAUCGGGUGCGCCCCUUCAGUUUUCAUACAAGGAGCUCCACCGAGCGACGAAAGGGUUCAAGGAGAUGCUCGGAUCAGGGGGGUUCGGAGCAGUCUAUAGAGGCGUUCUCGCCAAUAAAACUGUUGCCGCCGUGAAACAGCUGGAGGGAAUUGAGCAAGGGGAGAAACAGUUCCGGAUGGAGUUCACCACCAUAAGCAGCACUCACCAUUUGAAUCUGGUGCGACUGAUUGGGUUUUGUUCUGAAGGACGGCACCGGCUACUUGUCUAUGAGUUCAUGAAAAACGGCUCACUCGAUCAGUUCCUCUUUCCUUCAUCUUCCUCAUCAGAAAGCAAGCCUCUAUGUCUGAACUGGGAGCAGCGAUAUAACAUAGCCCUGGGAACUGCGAGGGGGAUAGCAUACCUUCACGAAGAGUGUAGAGAUUGUAUCAUUCAUUGUGAUAUAAAGCCUGAAAAUAUUCUAUUGGAUGAAGGUUACAAUGCGAAGGUUUCUGACUUUGGCUUAGCCAAACUUAUCAACUCUAGACACCAGAUUAAGGGCGGAACCUUGACGAGCAUCAGAGGGACUAGAGGGUAUUUUGCUCCGGAAUGCCUAGCAAACCUACCUCUUUCCACCAAAUCGGAUGUUUACAGUUACGGGAUGGUUCUGUUGGAGAUAAUAAGUAGGAAAAGGAAUUUCGAAGUCUCUGAGGAGACGAACCAGAGAAGGUUCUCUGUGUGGGCGUAUGAAGAAUACGAGAAGGGUAAUUUUGUGGGAAUCUUGGACAAAGAGCUUCCCAUCAAAGACACAGAUGUGGAUCAACUAAUGAGAGCUGUUCAAGUUAGCUUUUGGUGCAUACAAGAGAAAGCAUCUGAGAGGCCGGCAAUGGGUAAGGUGAUUCAGAUGUUAGAAGGCGUUUGUCAGAUUGAUAGGCCGCCGACGCCUACUGCCAGUCUGACAGAGAAGGGUUGCAUUCUUGGAAGUAGUAGUAGUAGAAGUACAUAAGUAUAAACGCUGGUAGUGCAAUAUCUCUUUCCUCCUUCAGAGAAGCCCCUCCUUCACAGAAGCCCCUCUUCAGCAUCUUCCUUUCAUACCUCAGCAAUUAUUUCUUCUGUUUCUGCAUAGCAGAAUGUUGAGCGGGGUUGUUCAUCACUCUUGCAUGCAGAAUAAGUUCCAACUUCACUCUGCCAGCUCAUCCAUGAGAUGAGUGCCUGUUUAAAUAAUUAAUUUGGACGUACAAUUGUAUAUUUUUAUCCAUUCUUCCUUGAAGAAAUAUACUCCUUCCAUCCCAUAUUGUGUCUGUCCCAUUUUCUAUUUUGGCCUGUUAAAAAAUGUUUGACAAACCAUAUAAAUUUCAUUAUGAAAAAGGAAGUGAUGAAGAUAAAUUUUAGACAAAGGGAG